Engraulis encrasicolus (European anchovy) is the source of this 4572-nucleotide messenger RNA. RefSeq names its product RAB3A, member RAS oncogene family, b (gene rab3ab). Gene Ontology annotation, biological process: protein secretion; calcium-ion regulated exocytosis; protein localization to plasma membrane. The transcript has 4 exons. Gene Ontology annotation, molecular function: GTPase activity; GTP binding; myosin V binding. The coding region runs from base 48 to 734 and encodes 228 amino acids. Gene Ontology annotation, cellular component: endosome; synaptic vesicle membrane; synaptic vesicle. The record is from RefSeq and is a predicted model, not a curated record. Lineage: Eukaryota; Metazoa; Chordata; Actinopteri; Clupeiformes; Engraulidae.
GUGCCCUACCGUUAAAGUCACGGUAGGGCCAUAACCUCAGUGUUUUGAUGAUCUUGUCUCUUGCUCCACAGAUGGCCUCAGCUACGGAUGCCCGCUAUGGACAAAAGGAGUCCGCCGACCAGAAUUUUGACUACAUGUUCAAGAUCCUGAUCAUCGGCAACAGCAGCGUGGGCAAGACCAGCUUCCUCUUCCGCUACGCCGACGACUCGUUCACGCCCGCCUUCGUCAGCACCGUCGGCAUCGACUUCAAGGUUAAGACCAUCUACAGGAACGACAAGCGGAUCAAGCUGCAGAUAUGGGACACAGCAGGUCAGGAGCGUUACAGGACCAUCACCACAGCGUACUACAGGGGAGCCAUGGGCUUCAUCCUCAUGUAUGACAUCACCAACGAUGAGUCCUUCAACGCCGUGCAGGACUGGUCGACACAGAUAAAGACCUACUCGUGGGACAACGCCCAGGUGCUGCUAGUGGGCAACAAGUGUGACAUGGAGGACGAGAGGGUGGUGGCAGCAGAGAGAGGCAGGCAGCUGUCCGAACACCUGGGGUUCGAGUUCUUCGAGGCCAGUGCCAAAGACAACAUCAACGUGAAGCAGACCUUCGAGCGGCUGGUGGACAUCAUCUGCGAGAAGAUGUCGGAGAGUCUGGACGCCGGCGACCCCGCGGUGACGGGGGCCAAGCAGGGGCCCCAGCUCACCGAGCAGCCCGCCGCCCCCCACCAGGACUGUGCUUGCUAAAAAACAACAACAACAACAACAACAACAGGAAAACACGCCCACUGCAGUGUACACAGGCACUCAUGCAUUGCAUACAGCCAUGUAUAUGCACAUCGGCACACACACUAUCACACACACACCAUCUCUGCCAGGGUUCUCCGCCUCUUCCUCCUCCUCCUCCUCCUCCUCCUCUUCCUCACCUUUCUCCCCUAGCUAGCGCACACCAAUGGAGUGCUAGCCACUGGAAGAAAGAAACAGUUUCUUUCCGACAUCCUCUCCAUUCCAACCUGUCUCUCCAUUCCAUUCCAUUCCACCCCUGCUCUGUCCUGUGGCUCCCUGUCCUGUUCUCCAACACAUGUGCUUUUCUAUUUAUUAAUUAAUUUAUUUACUUUUCUCCAAACAAAGCAUAGUCAUGGAAUAUUCCCAUCUUGCAUCAGCAUUCCUUGGCCUUUGUGGAAGGCAAAGAAAGCCAUAUAUCUGGUUGGGUGUUUUUAAGGGGUCGCUAAUAUGGAGGAGUCUGUGCUGAAACUAAAGCCAGGCUCAAACUACACGACUCCCGAUUGUGUGUCCGAUUUUGACGUCGGGGUGCACCGCACACUAGAAGAGAAUCACAACUGUCAAUCUUAUCCCUGCUCGCAACCACCGAGGCAAUGCCCGACAUUCUAUUUCCAGUCGCAAAUAUCAAACACUGAUUUCUACGAUUUGCGAUCGGCGACUCUUUGAGCUGCCAAAGAUCCAUAGAACUAAUACAAUUGUAUUAUUUCUAUGCCAAAGAUCUAUCUUAGAACGUCGCACAGGACGAGGAAAUCUUUCCCGACAAUCGCUUGCGAUGGUCCUGGGGGGUAACGUUCCACCAAUUGUCGUAAGGGGGGUUUUCAGCUGAGAAUCGGGUCGAUAGUCGUGUAUUUUGAGCCCGGCUUUAGACCAACAGAGCCAGAUGCUGGUGUGCACAUUUUUACUCGACUCGUUACACUUUUCAUUCUGACUGCCUUUCUAGCACCUUCUCUUUUUUUUCUUCUUUUAGCUUUCUUUAUUUAAACUAUAUUUUUGUAUUUUUCUGUGUGUACAUGUGUGUGUGUGUGUGUGUGUGCGUGUGUGUGUUUCUUUAUUUCAGCUAAACUUGUGGCAUAUACAAUAUGAACAAAUAGGUAAAAUAUAGUACACAUAUAUCUUUAUAAUAUUUAUUUCAAGGUGUGUAUAUACAUUGUGUAUGUAAUAAAUAAGAUACAUCGAAAAAUACAUUUUGAAAAUGACUAAUAAUGAGCUAUCUAUAAGACAAUGACUGGUUCUUGUGAGCUGUUUUUUUGCGACCUAAAAGACUAUUACCAAAAAUCUUGCCUAAGACCACACACAGCUUCAUUGGAUAACCCUACAUAGAUCAGCUGAAACAUCAUAUAGAACAAACAGCCGCAACUAGUAAUGCUUUUUUGCAUGGGGAUCCUACUUCCUGUUGUGUAAAAAAUACUAAAUCUGAGAUCUGUUAAAAAAAAAAAAGAAGUAUAUUUUAUAUGGUUUUAGGUCUUUGCAGCCCGGCUCAUCUUCAUCUUUGUAUGUGCUGUCCAUUACUAACAUCCUUGUGGUCUGUGUGAUGUGCGCCUCCCCUUCCUCCCUGGUUGACAUGAGAGUGUGCGUGCUGUGGCUCCCUUCCUCCUGGUGAUACUGGUGGUAGCACAAUUCAAAAUAAGAGUCUCAUCAUCCCUCAUGUUUAAGCAGCAUGCAUGCUACUGGUCUUUGUUCUGUUUGCCUUUUCUUUGCAAAUAUGACUCUUAAUGUCAACUCGAGAUGCAAUACAUUAGGUUGUCCACUUAAUAAGCAUUUCUCUGGUGAAAGCCAGAGCCAUGGAUGAUGGAGAAAGUGGCACUGAUUUGUUUUAUGCAAAAAAUAAAUAAAAAUGAAGAACGUGUCAGGGCUGUGCUGUGAGAUAGUGUUAAAGAUAGUCAUGAACGCAAGUCAACUACUAUUCGUCAUGUGGGUCACAUCCAUUAAUGUCAAUACCUUAUCAGUGCAGCUGAGGUCAGAUUCAGUAUGCAAAUGUCUAGACAUGGAGAAGUGGUGAGUGAGUCACUAUCAGGGGGAAACACCCCACUAACAUCUGCUUGCAAUCGUCUUCUUUCUCGAAUAGGUGUAGCUACAGCCCCAUUGGUCUGUGCAGCAUUGGGAUCUUCAUCUUUCAAGAAAGACGCCACACCUUGCAUAUAUUGUCUUUUAUUGCCGAAAUACGUUUGAAGGCACACGCCGAAAUGCCUUGGUGCAAUAAGAGACAUUACAUGCAAGGUGGUGCUGCCUCUACCUUGAAGAAUUGAGUUGAGUAUUUGGGCCACCAGCAGCCUCACAAUUGAAAUACGUAGGAGUGAAGCCUGCUCCAAACUGAGCAUUUGGAAUUAGGGUCUUACCCAAAAUGCAUUGCACAUUGGGUGUGCCCGAGCAGGUGCUGAUGUGAGAUGCACAUUCUGCCCGUGGGCCUAUACUUAGAAGCUGGUUCAGGAGUAAACCAGGUUAAGUUAAGAGGUAAAUCAUCUAAUAGAAGAGCCUGGAGACCUCAUUGGAAAAGUACAGGCCCCAUGUCUCACAGUGUCAGUGUGGUCAUCAAUCAAAAAAGAUUGGCUACUACACUGUUAAAAAUGAUCAUGAUUAAAUAGUCUGAAUGAAAGAGCAUCCAGUUAGCGUUUGCAGUGAGGCUUGUUUCUGGUUAGAUGUAAAUGUAUGAUGUGCUGGUGUGUGUGUGUGUGUGUGCGUGUGUGUGCUCCCACCAUUCACUCGCUGUGUUCUGUUGCGAUGCUUUCCCCUGCAUUUGUUUUUCGUGUAAAUAGGUUCAUGUUGUUUUGAUUUCAGAGUGUUGUAUUGACAAGCUUGCAAAAAAAGAGACAAAAAUGUAACAAAAAACAAAACAAAAAAAGUUCAGCUUUUUGUGUGUGCCUGCUUGUGAAUGAAUGUGUCACUUUAUUACAAAGCAAUAUACUGUACAAAGAAGCAUCUUUUUCAGUGUUCCUGAGAUUACAGACAGACAAAUAGAGCAGUAUGUCACCAUUUCAAAUGCACCUUUAUUACAUUUCUCCGUUUCUUUCAUGGUCAAAUCCAAAUAGGCUGAGUCAUCGUAGAUUGGACCAGUGACUGCAUAUCAAGUCGCUAAGCAGCCAAUGAAAUGAAGAAUAGUCUUAGCUGGUUUCCUUUUUUGAAAAUAAUAAAUAAAUAAAUAAAGCUGUACACACCAUGCGUAUUGUAAAUCUCCCAGGUGACUGGGUAUCAGCGAUGCUCGUCCAACAGUGCGCUAUGCUUUAGGCUCAUGUGUUUAAACAAAAGAAGAUUACGAUACAGUAUCUCACACACUUAGGACAGUGAAAAAAUAGCAUUCCCAUAAUCCCACACUGUAUGUAACCAUGACUAGCUUACGAGAGGGCUUCAAGCAGAGGGCCAAGGCUCUAUGUGUUAACUGCUGACCAAUUUGUUUCUCGUGCUCCUUACCUGCUGUGUGGUUGCUUAGGCCAGAGUCUGUGUGGCGGUUUCCGUUUCCUGUCCCCAGUAGACUCUACUCAACCUACACUGCUCUAAUCAUUCACCUUUUCAAAACGUACAUGUAGUCUACGAUGGAGGUAAUGCUCAGCAAUUGUUUUUUGUUUGUUUGUUUGUUUGUUUUUGACCUGGUUUACAUCCUUUUUUAAACUUUGUUUUCUAAUGUGAGGAAAAAAAGACAAUAUUUACUGAAAAAAAAAAAACAUGUUAUGCAGUAGUUCAUGUACUGUUAUUACAAUAGGGGAAAUGGUGUCAAAAUGUGAAAUUGUGAAAAAAAAAUCAAACUGUUGUGGAAAUAAUUCAAUGAUAAAUGAAUAAAUGAAAUGAAAUAAACUGUGUUGUUACAACA